Messenger RNA from Coffea eugenioides, 2748 nucleotides. RefSeq lists its product as uncharacterized. The transcript is spliced from 7 exons. The coding region runs from base 49 to 2475 and encodes 808 amino acids. The record is from RefSeq and is a predicted model, not a curated record. NCBI's taxonomy places the organism in Eukaryota, Viridiplantae, Streptophyta, Magnoliopsida, Gentianales, Rubiaceae.
UUCAGCCCUCUCCUCCCUCAACUUCGAUCAAUCGUUCUUUCAGCAGCCAUGGAGAAAUCAUUGCAGAUUCGUCCCCGAAAACGGAAGCAAUACUACUCAUUGAAAACAUCUUCAAACCCCUUCAUGGGCAGAUUCACUCGCAGCAAAUCUCAAGUUCAUUUCCACCAAAACCGCUCCGGCCGGACCUGGACGGAUAUUACCUCUGAUAAGUCAAUUUAUCACCAGAAAUUGCUGCAAAUUUCUCCUCUCAAGAAACCCAAAAGGGUCCACUACGAGAUAGUAGAAAAUGAAGCUGCAUUGGACUUGUCCAUUAAGGAUCUUCGGGCCCGGGCCCGAAGAGUGUUCUCACCCACUACUGCAGUUGUUGAAGAGGAGAACGGUACUUGUCGGGUGGGAUUUGAUUUUGGGGAAGAGAAUUGUAAUGGGUCCUCUAAAGUGUUGGAGAAUUUUGGAGAUCUUGAGUUGGGGGUAAAGGGUUUGGAUCCAGAUUUGGGCUCCUGGGCGGGCUUUGGUGUGGCUAACCAAAAGGAAGGGAGGAAUGAGAAAAAAGAAAGUGUUGAUCCGGGUUCAAGGGAUCCUGAACCGGGAACGGAAAGUCAUGGGCCUGCCAGUAAGGAGGAUGAGGUGGAUUUGAGCAAGAUAACCUCACCUGUCAAGGAGAAAAAUGGGUUCAACAAAGUUUCUAACUCUGGAAUGAUACUCAAUUCCUUGUCUCGAAGGAAGGUUUUCAAGUCUCCAAGCUCUUUCAGCUAUAGAAGAUUGCUACCAUUUCUAAUGGACAUGGCGAAGGAUGAUUCUGGUACUUCAAGAAUUGAAAUUGUUGACAAAGAUUUUUCUUGCCAAGUUCAAAACCUGAGUAAUGUAGAUUAUACUGUGUCAUCAGCUCUGAUGGAUACUGAGAAUGCUAAAACCAAGGAUGUUGGUCAACAUAUUGAUGAUAAUAAAUUGUUGGAGAAAAGAGAUAUUGAGAAUGUCAAAAACAACUUUCAUGUAAGGGAGCAGGAUCCGAAUGAUCCCAACAAGAAGUUGCUUCAAACUGAAGAAAAUGUCAGCUCAUUUGUGGAGGGGAUUGCUAAUGAAAAUGGUUUAGCUAGAGGUGAUAAAUUGAUCGAAGAUUGUGUACAGACAACACCACCUGAUGCCACCAUUUUGAGCGAGAUUCAUGAUCAUGAUGAUAGGGCAAAUGGAGAAAUUAACAAUUUGAAGACUGGGAAUCACAUCCUUGGGCAUCCAGCAAAUGGAAGUAUGUGCAGCAAUCAAACAUUCUUGCAUGAGAAUUUGCAUAGGAGUCCUAGAAGAAAUAACACCAUUUCAAUGACUAAAAUGAUUCUUAAUCCAUGUUCUCGGUCGAAAAUAUUCAAAACUUCAAGCUCCUUCAGCUACAGAAGAUUAUUGCCCUUUCUGAUGGAUGUUGCCAACAGUUCUACCAACAUUGAUCAAUCUCCUAAUAUACGGAAGAUGGAGAAUGAUCAGCAUUCACCACUAUUGGCUUCUUCAAAUAAGGAUGCCUUCUUGAAUAAGAAUGAAGUUGACAUAUUCCAGGAGAAAGAAGCUAAAAAUGAUGAACCAUGUUGUCCAAUUGCUGUCAAGGUCCAUUCCAUUGAUGGUUCAUCUGAUGACGUCUGCCUAGAUUUGUCAACUCCCUUCUCCAGUUCCCGCAGUUCUAAUGGGAAGUCUAACCCUGCAUCUUCUGAGAAUAUCUCUCAACGUGAUAUGCUGAAUUGUUUGCAGGUGGAAAGUUCUUCAACUUGUACACAUGGUCAAUUGAAUAAUCCCAGAGAUUUGGAAGUAGUACUCCCUACAGCUGAUUUCAGAGUUUGUGAUGGUGAAACUAACUGUUUAACAGAGACAUCAUGCUCCGCCAUUAAGGAUGACUUUUUGCCUAAAGGAUCCCUACUGGAGUUCUCGCAGCAUGAACAAGUUGAUAUUGAAAAAAACAGCCUGGUUGAGGGCCAGGAUAAUAACAACAGCAAAGCUGCCAAUAUCAGAUCUCUCUCUUUGGACCAAUACUCAUCAGGAGUUGGAGUUUUUUCCUUUCAAGGAACUGAUAGUUCUAUAAAAGGAAUAUUAAAGAGAAAUCCAAGAGGAUGCAGAGGGCUGUGCAAUUGUCUGAACUGUGCUGCCUUUCGCCUGCAUGCCAAAAGAGCUUUUGAAUUCUCAAGAAAUCAAAUGCUUGAUGCUGAAGAAGUAGCUCUGGGUUUGAUUGACGAAUUAGCUGAGCUUCGAAAUUUGUUGGAAAUAUCUGCAGUUGAUGGCAGCAAACUUGGUGCCUUCCCCUUCAAUAAGCUUCUGGUGAGAGAAGCGUGUCAAAAAGCAUUGAAAACAGAACAACAGGCCAAACAACGCCUUGGCCAAAUGAUUGAUGAUCUGAAUGUGCACUGCAGAAUCACACCCCUGCAGCCCCCGGGGGUGACAUUUUCCAGACGUAUUGAAGAAAGGUCUAUUCCAAGCAGGGACCUUUCAGCAAGACCCUAAUCACCCAAAUGGAGAGCAAAAAGAGAGUGAUUUUAGAAGCUCAAAAGUUCAUAUACAUGCUAGCUGCCUGCAGAAUGCUGAAGCAAGAUAGAGUGAUGCAUCUUCUGGCAGACUGUUAGUAUCUUAGCAUUCCGUGGCAGCUUUGGCUGCAGAGACAGGUCUUAUUGUAGUUACACACCUUAACUUGUUUCAGUAAUUAUGCGUUGGACACAGGAUUUUUAGUGUUAAAUGAUGGUAAGGCGAGGUGCAGCAUACUUUUUAUACAUUUGUAUG